Messenger RNA from Uloborus diversus, 2297 nucleotides. RefSeq lists its product as uncharacterized. Gene Ontology annotation, cellular component: membrane. The record is from RefSeq and is a predicted model, not a curated record. The transcript has 6 exons. NCBI's taxonomy places the organism in Eukaryota, Metazoa, Arthropoda, Arachnida, Araneae, Uloboridae. The coding region runs from base 302 to 2167 and encodes 621 amino acids.
ACGCAUACGAAAAAUCUAACACUAGAUGUCGUUGCUAUCUGUCGGAAGAGAAAUUGUUGAUACACAUAAAAACUACAACGUUUACGUAACAACUGAUGAUUAGAUUGCAACUUUAUUUUGUUUUCAAAUGAAUGAAAGAAAAGUAGACUUACUUCUCUGGUUUCUUUCGAGAGUCAAAGUAAUCCCAGUCCAUGGCCAGUAGAGAAAGUGUGAUUCCUUAGAGCCCGUGGAGACAUUAAUAGGUGUUUGUUUCGCUCUUUGCUGCUGAUUUUUGGCUCCUGUUUCAUUCAUCGCUUUAAAAAUGAAUUCAGAAAUCAGAAGUAAUGGAGAAAAGGAAGUACAAGCAUCAAAUCAGUUUGUCGCAAUGAAUUCUCUAUCAACGCAUGAAAUAAAAGCACACGCAGCUGAUAACAAAAUCAUUCAAGAUAAGGAAAAACGAACAAUCAAAAUCAAGAUAUGCAGGAAUUGGAAUAUAAGAAUCUAUAAGCCUUUAAUUCCACUCAAAUUGGCUCUUUUUCUCUAUUAUGGGGGCGGGUCAUUCAUGCACUCUUUUGUCAUAGUCUUUUUGAAGCAAAGGGGAAUGACUCUGCCAGAAGUGGCAAUCCUCCUCCUCAUCACUCCAGUGAUUCAGUCUUGUGGAUCAGUUGUGUCAGGGAUCAUAGCGGACAAAACUGGACGGUCAAAGCCGGUUCUCGCAGGGACGAUUUUAAGCGUAAUGAUAACAGUGGGAAUCUUGCCACUACUGCCACAAUUGAAAGGAAACUGUAGUGAUUAUCAUAGAAUCAAAAUGAGCUGUGAACAAUCCUCUUACAGGAUGGAAACAACUUCUGCUAGUAGUUUUGCCACGAACAAAUGGCAGCUUCAUCACUGCAAUGCGCAGUGCACAGAAAAUGGGACUCAGAAGUGCACAGGAAGUAACUUAUUCUGUGAAUUACUGUUGAGGGGGAGUGCAAGCAACACGAACUUCUCUGUGGUAGCAAAUGUGAAUGUUUCUCACAAUUCUGAAAGUAAUUCCUACCAUUAUUUAAGUACAAUAUCUUUUAACAACGUAUCAUACACUAGUUGCAAUAUUUAUGAUAAAAUUGACUGUGACUUCAAUUGCACUUUAAUAUCUACGGAAGAGUGUUUCUCUGAACAGAGUUACCGGAAAAAGAUUCUCGUGGUAUACUUCAUAAAUCUCAUACUGUAUUACACAUUUAUUUCUAACUGCUACAGAUUUCUGGAUGUAACUGCCAUGACGUUAGCGAAAGAACAUGAUUCACAGUACGGAAGAGAACGUUUUUUCGCUAUUUUUGGUAUUUUAGUAACUUCACCUCUUGGUGGCUUCAUUGUAAAAGCAACAACUAAUGCCGGAGAAGAGAAGAAUUUUGACUCUGCUUUUUACCUCUUCCUAGCUAUGCUCUUAGUCAUUCUUAUGGCGGUUUACAAACUCGAAGUUCAAAUUAAAUCGCCAGGAGAACACAUGUGGAAGAAAACUCUUGGCAUGGCUAAAAAUCCUGAUAUCGCUUCAUUUGCAACUGUUGUCUUUGUUUUAGGUAGUUCUUUUAUGUUUACAAAGACCUACGUGUACUGGUAUUUAGAAGACUUGAAAGCCUCAAGUGUCUUGAUGGGCUUGCUACCCGCUGCGGGAGGUUUGUAUGGAUUACCAUUUUUGUUGACCUCCAAAUGGUGGGUGGAGAAGAUUGGACCAACGAAUAUUUUUCUUUUAGGACUCAUUGGAUAUGUAAUAAGUGGUAUUGGGUACUCCUUUUUGUAUAACCCGUGGUUAUCUUUGUUGUUAGAAGUUACAUGCAUCUUAACUUAUCACCUGCUAUGGGUAGCAGUGUUACAGAAUAGCUAUGAUAUAGCACCAGAAGGUAUGACAGCUACAGUGAUUUCAACUGCCGGUAGCAUUCACUACGGUGCAGGUAAAGUUUCUGCAAGUGUUAUUAGUGGACUCAUCAUGAAUGUUUAUGGAGGCAGAGUUGCUUUCAGGGUUUUAGCAGUUAUUUGUUUGGUUUCGUCUGUGUUCUAUGGUUUAUUUCUUUGUGCCAGGAAAAGAUUUCUCAAGAAGAAUGACAAAAGCAUCGCAGAUUUCCGCACUACACCCGAGAAAGAUGAGACAAGUGUUGUCAGUGCUGGGAUUAUCACUACUAGCGCAUAUCAGGGAUCAGGAAAGGAAAAGUGAAGAAAAUGUGUUUGAAUCAAAACGUUUUCUUUGUCUUACCUGAAAAGAAAAAUGGUAACUCUUGUAAUGUAACAUUAACUACGAUGCUGACGUGAAAUCCUUUGGUGUUUUAGUUGAAAUAAAAGUAUCU